Messenger RNA from Lagenorhynchus albirostris (white-beaked dolphin), 4104 nucleotides. RefSeq names its product cilia- and flagella-associated protein 251-like. The transcript is spliced from 3 exons. Lineage: Eukaryota; Metazoa; Chordata; Mammalia; Artiodactyla; Delphinidae. The record is from RefSeq and is a predicted model, not a curated record. Bases 3272 to 3904 code for a protein of 210 amino acids.
AUCAUCCACUCACUGAUAGUCACUCGCACACAGACAUGCUCACGUACACUCAUACUCACACAUCCACUCACACACAUAAAAUCAUACGUUCAUUCACACUUGCACAUGAACAUACACCUAUCGACUCACAGUCAUUCCCACACGAACACACUCACACAUUCAGUCACCCAUAGGAGCACAUUCUCACACUCCUUCACACGAAUGAGCACACUCACAUUAACAUGCGUAUAUGCACAAACAUGCUCACACAUUAACUCACACGUAGAUGCACUCAUGUCCAAUCACAGGACACUGACACUUUCAUGCAAACUAAGAUGUUAACAUUGUCACCAACAUGAACGUGUUCUCACACACAAAACUGCUCCUCCAUUUACUCACACACGAACAUGUUCAUAUGUUAAUCCACACAUGAAUACAGUCACAUAGUCACAUUCUGAAUGUACACAUAUUAACACACAUUUCAGUACAAUUACACAUAUACUAACAUGUUCAUUCCACAGAUACCCAUAUUCACACAUUCACUGAAUGAACACAUUCACACUUUAACAUACUCAAACACAGAAAACCUUACACACUUAUUGACACAAAGGAAAAUGUUCACAUAAAUGCACAUCCUUAUAUUCGAUCACACACACAAAGCUGCUCAGACACUCAUGAGCACAAGCAGACAUUAACAUGAUCAAACAAACAUAUUGACAUAUUCACUCACAUGAACUUGCUCAGAGAUUAAUUCGCAUAUACAGACACACCCCACACACACUUACAACUUCACUUAAAAUUAUACAUCGUGCUCACAUACAUAAACUUGCUUACACAUUCAGUUGCACACAGGAAAAAUAAUUAUACAUCAAUACCUUCACACACACCAGCUUUUUCAUACCUUAAUUAGUUCAUGUGAAUAUGCUCCCUUACAUGCACAUGCUCACACACCUAGAUAUGAAUGAGCACACAAAUUCAUUUAAACACACACAAAAACUUUCACACUUGCACAUUAACAUGCCCAAAACACAAACGUGUUCAGACUUUCAUUUACAUAUGUUCAUGCUCAAACACACAAAUAUACUCAGACAUUCACCCACACAUGAACAUACCUAAACAUUAACAUUCCCAGACACACAAACGUGCUCACGUUAUCUCACUAACAAGUGGACACUCCCACUUUCACUCACAUUCGCACAUAAACACACACACACAUUCUCAUGGACUUACAUACGGACAUGACUGCACACUCACACACAGUCACUCCCUACGGGCACUCACACACAUUCACACAUGGACAUGCUUUCACCUUUAUUUAAAAAAUAACAUUCACACAUACACAUCACUCAUGCAUGAACAAGUUCACACACAUGAACACGUUCACAUAUUCACACAGCUACGUGCUCAUAAACACACAUGCUCUCAUGUUUAUUUAAAAAACAGCAUUCACGCACACCCCAAAAACACUCAUGCACAGACAUGGACACGAUCAGACUUUCACAUAUAGACAGGAUCAUAUUCACACACACAAUCUCUCACAUUCAAACUCACAUACACUCACAUACUCACAGUUGCACAUAGACAUGCUCACAUUAUCACUUCCACACAAAUGAAUGCACUUUUAAUCACAAACAUAAUCACAUUGACUCACAGAAAAGAAUACACACAUUAACAUGCCCCUACACAAAAGUAUGUUUACAUAUUCAUUAACACACACAUGUUCCUGUAUUCACUUAAACUUGCAUUUUAAUAAUAUGCCCCAUAUAUAUGUGUGUGUGUGUGUGUGUGUAUAUAUAUAUAUAUAUAUGCUCAUGCAUUUACUGACAUAAACAUUUUUGUACAUUUACUCCGACACAAAUGUACAAAAAGACAAAUACAAAGCAUGCAUUCACUCACAUUCCUGAACAUACCUGAUAUGCUUCUACAUUCAUUCAAACACGGGAACAUGAUCACAUGUAUAUACUUACACAGUCAUUUGCACACAAACAUGAACAUGUUCACAUAUGCACACAGUGAACCUGCUCAUAAACUCACAGGUACCCUCAUUAACACAGUCAUGUACAUGCAUCUGAUCAACAUUCUCACAUACACAUACACUCAUGCAUUGACUCAGAAAUAGAUGCACACAUUAACAAGCUCACAAAAAUGAAUACGGUUACACAUUCACUCACAGAUGAACAUGCUACCAUCAUGCACAUGCUUACAAAUUCACUCAUACACGUGAACACACAGAAACACACAUUACCACACUGACAUGUGAACAGGCUCCAUUCACUCUUAAACACAGACAUGAUCACAUACAUCCACAAGUUACACAUUCACUCAUAUGAACGUGCUCACAGACUUACUCCCAUUCCUAGAUAGACUGACAUAUGCACACAUUCGUUCCAAUACAAAUAUACUCAAUUUAACGUGGUUAUGCACUCACUCACCCACCCGAAUAUGCCUCACGUAUACGGUGUCACUCAUACAUUUACUUACGUGCAUCAGCCUACUCAUCCUUAAGAUGUUCACACCCUCACAUGCACAAACACUAACCUGUUAAAAUGUCCAAAUUCUUUUUUUCUCUCUCUACUGGUAGGUUUUUUACUAUUGCUGACAUAUUAACUAUACAGUUUUUAAUGACUCUGCCCCUAUUGGCACCAGCCACCUCCAGAUGGAAAUCAGGGAACAAUUCACCCUGUGCAGCAGAGUGCCUCUAUAUGGGGACAUUUUAGUUUUGCUGGCAGUGGUAAAAUUAAAAGUAUCGGAUAUGCUUGGACAUAAAGGGUAAUUGGGGACUCCAAGGUCCUGGAAGGAAAGUGGGGAAGGUCUCAAACUCUAGAAGCUGGGUCUUGAAACUUCAUUGAAUCGCAGGCAUGUCAAUCCUCGCCUUUCAGCCAAUGAGUUUAGAGCUCCCUAUGCGGGGUGGGGGGGCGAUGGGGGGAAGCAGUUCUCUGUUUACCCUUCGAAGUUGUGGCUCCCGUCAACUGCCUAUCAGAUUAUUUCCCGCCUUGUCCAAUGGCCUCCCAGGCACAGUUAUGGUUGGCUGCUCCUCGGGCCCCUCCCCCCGACCCUUCCUGUCACGAGUCCUCCAAAGGCCACCAUCACAGACUGUUCCGCUGUCUGCCGCCAUCUUCUCUGCCUCCCACCACCCCCACCCCCCUCACCCGCCCCCUCCCAGCAGGCUCUGCUGCCAGCAGCGACGCUUAGCUCGGCAGCAGCCAUUUUUGCCAACUAGGUCUAGCAGCUGGAUCGCUUCUCUGGUUGAGGCACGGACUGGUGCGUCUUUCCUGCCAUCUCUGCCACAGAAAUGCAGGGCUCAGCCACAGGUGGUCAGAACAGAGCAGGUAGUGGCAUGGCCAGCAUCCCUGGCCCAGUCCCAGGAGGAGCGGUGCGGGAAGAACGGCGUGGCAGGGGUCGCAGUGUCGCCGCCCAUAGGGAUUUACAGGCGGUAGUGCGAGCCCUUUGGGAAGAGCAGGGCGCCCAGCCCAUAGUCCAGGAGGACUGGGGUGUAAAGCUGGUAGAAGAGCAGGAAGAGGCAGAAGAGGAGGAGGAGGAAGUGGAGGAGGCGGAGGAGGCUGAAGAGGACGAGGAGAAGAAAGAAGAGGCGGAGGAGGGAGACAGAGACAAGGAAGAGGACAAGAAUUAUGUGGACAAAGAGGAGGAGGAGGAGGACGGUGAGGAGGGCGCAGAAGUGGUCGUGGGUAUCUAUCCUCCCGAGGGCAGAGAACUAGAUUCUGCUGCUGAUGUUAAAUCGGGAAAUGUUGUCCACCACCUUGUGAUGCUAAAGUCCGUAUCAUUCGACACUAAAGAAGAGAGUGAACAUCGGUAUGAAAAUGCUGAUGAAGAGAAAGAGGAUGGAAAUGAGAAACCAGAAGAAGGACCCAAGCUGGAUAUGGUCUCAGCAGAGGGCAGCUCUGGAGAAUACAGUUGGAAGGCAUAAAAAGAAGUGGACAGCGAAAGAAAAGAUGAAUUUGUUCUUCACGGAUAUUCUAGUUUUCAUUAGCCCACAAUACAAAUGUUGUUUCAAAAUUCAACAUCCCAAAAUGAUAUUAACUGACAUCUGACUUUAUUCUUACCUUUGACAGAUAAAUUUGACAGUAUUGUUCACAUUGAAAAUAAAAGCUUGUUUGACAUGAAUAA